Molecule: messenger RNA, 1908 nt
Organism: Mesorhabditis spiculigera
Lineage: Eukaryota; Metazoa; Nematoda; Chromadorea; Rhabditida; Rhabditidae
Source: the annotation of a GenBank genome assembly
AUGAGGCCUGGAAAAGAUAAGACCCCGUGCAAAUCAGCAGCCCGUCUGAGUUUCCUGAUGCGCUUCAGAAUCACCUUCUUCCAUAGAAGAGCCAGAGUGGUGUACGCUGGAUUGCUGUCUUUGACGUUUCUAACACUUUUCUAUUUCGGUAUAAGUGUCAAUCACUCUGAAAAUACUGAUCCAAUCUAUAUCUACACCGCAACAACGUAUUUUGGACAAAAUUUUAGCGAAUAUGACUUUCCGGAUCGAUGUCCUGAGCUCAAGCGCCCCUGCAUCAGAACUGACAAUCCCCAGAAAUAUUCAAAAGUCUCGGCCGUAAUAUUUCACAGCGUUGAUUUCAAAUGGACGAGCGAUCUACCCGGCCCGCGGAACCUAAACAUUCCAUUCAUCUUCUAUUCGCUCGAAAGCCCAUCAAAUGACGCGAUGCGCAUGCCAUACGCGUUCCUGAAUUGGACGAUGCACUACAAGCGAAAUUCCGACGUCUGGAACCCGUAUGGGCGCCUUGUGAGGCUUCGCUCUGUGAACCCCUGGGCGGAAAAAGACCCAAAACUCGAAGCUGUAUGGAUCGGCUCGAACUGCGACACCCUCAACCGACGUUUGGAGUACAUACAGUUGCUGCAAAAGCUUGGGCUAAAGAUAUCUGACAGAAUUUUACAAUGUGACGGUCUCGAAAAUCGCUAUUCUGAUUGUAUGAAAACUGUCACUAGUGUCUACAAAUUCUACAUAGCCUUCGAAAAUUCAAACUGCCCCGAUUACGUAACAGAAAAAUUCUUCGAGACCCUACAACGAGGUCUCAUUCCGAUUGUGGUAAAACGGCAGUAUUAUGAAGACCUCGGGAUACCAAGCGAUAUAUUUAUCGCUGUGGAUGACUUCAAGACCCCGGAAGAGCUGGUACGCUACGUCAAGCGAAUAGCCGCUGAUGAGCAGGCAUACAAUCGAUACUUUGAAUGGCGCAAUCGAUACAGGGUGGUAACCCAUUUGGAGCCGGACCCUGAAACUGGCUGGUGCGCUCUAUGUCAAAAACUCCAGAAGGGUCCACCGUAUCCCAAAACAGAGGACAAGCCAGAUAUCCGUCAAUGGGCCACGACUCCUCGAACAUUUCAGAACACGAAACCCCCCUACUCACAAAUGCCGGUCCAAGAAUUCGAUACCAUCGACUACCUCGGCGCCCUGGUGGUCGGCGUAAUCUUCAGUAUCUGUUGCUUCCUCUUCACAAUAUUCGUCAAUUUCUUCUGGAUCACGAAGUACGACAACAUUACCGUUUUUGAGAGGCUCGGCUCAAAAUACAACAUGCGUCUGGGCCCUCAUCGCGUAAAAGAGGUUCAAAGGACCAUCUAUCUGGAGGAGACUGAAGAUUGCGAUCGUCUCAGUCUGAAGCAAGCGUUAAAAGCGCUGUUUUUCUUGCUCGUCAUUGGCGCAGAAACAAAUCGGAUUGCCAGGAACAAACCAUACUACCGCUACUACUUCUCAAAAAUGGCCGUUCCGGAUUAUUUUCUCGAUAAGGCGUUCGUUGAGGUUCGACAGGAGAACAUUGAUGAAUUCUUUGCCGUGCGAGGAGUACCAUGGCUAAUUCGCAAGCUGAUCGUCGGAAAAAUGAAAAACGGCCGAUUUCAUUUGACUAAACACGGAGACAAGUAUCACAUUGCUGUCGGAGAUCCCGGCAAAAACCUGGAAUACGACUUCACUCUCGGUGAGAAAAUCCGCGCCACUGGAUAUGAUGGGAAAGAGCAUGAGAUCACUUUCUCUUGCGAAGGCGGUCGCUUCAUCGAGAAACAUUUAAACCUGUCGCGUCCCGAGGUUGGCGAAGACGUCACCUACUAUGAAUUUAGGGACGGCACCCUGUACUCGGAAUGCACAGCUACGAAGGAGUCAAAAUCGGUCACCUGGAAGCGCGAAUUCAAGCAGAAA